Ruditapes philippinarum (Manila clam) is the source of this 5227-nucleotide messenger RNA. RefSeq lists its product as uncharacterized. The coding region runs from base 304 to 3063 and encodes 919 amino acids. Lineage: Eukaryota; Metazoa; Mollusca; Bivalvia; Venerida; Veneridae. The record is from RefSeq and is a predicted model, not a curated record. The transcript has 16 exons.
CAGUCCAUGUAAAUAUUGACUAAUAUGUAGUUGACAAUAAAAUAUGUAAAAUUAUAUAUGUACAUAUGCUAUUGUGAACGAAUAUAUCGAUAUAUCUUUAACGGACUAUUGUUAUUUUAAGGCUCUUCUAAGAAUUGGGAUAUAAUGAAAACUGAAAACGUUUAGAUAUUUGAAAAACAUCUGAUAAUAUAGCGGAUAUUUGCCAUAAAUGAUUGAAAAAGUUUAUUGUAUUGAUUUUGAGAGGUCAUUAAAUUUUAGAUUGAAUUUAACGAUAUACACAACAACGGCAUAAAUGGUGUAAAUAUGAGGAUACUUGGAUUUCAGAUUUCUUUUCUGCUGUUGGUGUUCAAUGGUGUACAGCUAAAUCAAGUGUGUGAUACAUUUCUCAAAGUUCCAGACGAUAGCAAACGUGUUUAUAAAUACGGUGACAGUGUGAAUUUUAGCUGUGAAGUCAACUCAACGUCUGUCAGUCACAAUAUCUCGACUUUUUAUCUUUUGCAUUCAGAAAGUCAAACUAAGUUUCCAAUAACUAAAGUAUCGGGAAACGUUGGUUUCGCAAAUGUCAAGGUCGUUUCCAGGGAUUCGGGCGGGAACUAUAGUUGUCGCUAUGGCAACUGCACGAUUGACACUUUACUUUCCUUGUCUUUUGUGAAAGUUGACAAGUGUAGCUUUCCGGCACAAAAUAUAACCAAAGCCCCGACCAUAGACUGUAAAGUGAACGAUUUAUUUAACAUGACCUGUAGCUGGACGUCCUUGACCGAUGAUGGUUGUACGAUGUGGAAAGCCAUGUAUAAGUCAGAGGAAAUGGACAAGUACAAGUGUUGCUCAGCAGACGGCAGUGGAAAUUGCACGUCAUCAUAUGGAAGCAGACGACAUUGUAACAUACCGGAUACAGAUUUCAAUAGAUUCAUCCCUUUCAACAUAACACUCAUAGAAAAGUCAGAACAAGGGACAAAUGAAUAUAACUAUACUGUGGUAGGAAGUGACAAAAUAUCAAGCGUUGAUAUUUACCCGGGUGUGACAAUUCAGCCUGGACUCGACGCACACACCCUUGUGGUCGGGUUCACCCUCCACCAUCCUCCAUCAUCAGUUGGCGGUAUGGUUUGUCACGUGAUAUACUUAUCAGAAUGGAAGCUUCAAAAUGAUUUGAAAAUCACACUGGACACGAAUCAUUUUGAUCUCGAUGUUAAUAUAUCGCUUCACCAUCUUAUUCCUUUUACUCGUUACACCGUGAAUAUUUCCUGCAAGCCAGUAACCAGCCAUUACUGGAGCAAUCAGGUCACGGGUUUAGGCAGGACGAGACCCGCAGUGCCAUUACAUGUGCCGAAGAUAAUUGGAUAUUCUAAUAUAUUGACAAAGUCCUCUUCCACCAGUAACAGCAAGUUGUUUCUAUAUUUAGAGCCGUUGACGAAAAGUCUUUGGUAUGGAAUGAACGCAUCUUACUUGGUCAUAAUGGCUGAUGAUGAGACAACUUAUAACCAAAGCAUUCCCGCCUACACAGUGACGUCAGAAUUGUAUCAGCUAAUCGACAAAAACCAAUCCUCCUGCAUGAUCAGCGUUCGUACCGAAAACGAGGCUGGGUCUUCAAAGCGGUCGGAUCCUGUUCGUAUUGCCAAUCUAAACGAGGAAGAUCAACCGGUGCUUGUUGUCGAGAAGACCAGGGGCAACAUACAGCUAUUACUGUACUCUAAAUAUGACGAUAACUAUGAAGUUUCAACGUAUUACUACUGUCAAGGCACACCAAAUACAUAUCCACCUAUCUGCAAAACUAAUUUAGAGAAGACAUUCGAACCAAGAUUUCAGCUGCCUGGCAACUUGACUAAUUAUUCAAGUGAAUGGUACUUUGGUAUGACGUCAUCAGAGGAGGAUGGGAGAAUCAUAUGGUCCAACUGUGUAUUAUCAUCGGAGAACGCGGUGAGUCAGAAACAAGAUCAACUCGAACUAUCUGCAUCUGCGUUACCUAGCAACGAGAGCGUCGCGAGACUACACCUUCUCUUUGAUUACUGCAGCCUGAAGAAAAGACCGCUUUUGUAUGAAGUUGCAAUCCGUGAAGCGAAACAAAACCAAACUGAUAUCUGCAGUAUCAAUAAUAUAUCAGCGUUUCAAAAUUUCUCUGCCACGCCUUUUGUCAGAGACCUUUACGUUUUUGUUGGUAGUAUGGCAAAUGUCACAUUUUGUUUCCGGAUUCAGUACAGUGAUAAUAAUUUGGAAUCUAGUCACAUCACAUUCCAUUUUGACAGGAAUAAUAAAAUAGGUAAGAUUCAUUCUACUUUAUUUCAAUUAUCAUAUUAUUUUCAGAUUGAAGUACCUGGACAGAAGACGAACAAAAACAUCACAAUCAUCAUUUCUGUGCUGUGUUCCACUGUUGUUGGUCUCUUAAUUUUAAUAAAAUUAUGCAGAAAUAGAAUGAAAACUUUGCAGGAGAGAAACAAUAUAUCUGAUGACAUUUUAACCGAAAUUUUAAAAGAUACACAGGAAUAUAUGACCGCAGAGAAUGACACUAGUAGCUCUAACGAGUUGAGUGAAUCUUCCGGAAUAUAUUCCAUCUCUAGAAGCGUUUCCGAUGAAAGUGUCCAAGAUGAUCAUACAGAUGUCAAAACACUACAUGUUCAACAAGAUAGAACCAUUGCAUUUGAAAACCCACUCGUCGGCACUGAGCUUCAACUACCUUUGCCGGUGCCAUCAUCUGACGGACUGUCGGAUUCGGAUGAUAAUUAUGCAACAACUGGUCCUGAAGAAAUGCGUAAAUAUGUUAACGAGCUGCAGAAACAAUUUGUAGAAAACGAAACAGUAGGUAAAAACGUUAACACACAACUUAACGGCACUUCAACGAACUUUGAACAACUGCAUGGUUCCGGUGAUCAAAUAAAUGAUUUGCAUCACGUUAAUGACAAGGGAAUCGUUAUUUCUGAAGAUGUUGAUGAUUAUGCAACACCUGUUAUUGGCGCAAUGGUUGAAAUUAAAUCUGACGGAUACGAGAUAGCUAGGGACCAGAUUAUCUUAAGCAAUGAAUAUCCUCAAGGCAAUGAUCAACAGAGGGAAUCUAUCUCAUCUUUUUACUGACGGUGAAAGCAUUACUCACGGCGAUGAAUUGAACUUGUUAAGCGAAGCAAAUGACUCUUCUGCAGAACAAUUUCCGCUUUCAAAUUCGAUAUCAUUCGGGGAAUACUUCACGGCAAUGGCAUCGCAGUCCAACAAUUCCAAUACAGUUCAAAACGAUAGUUACUUAUUGGCACAUGCCGAUGUUAAUUCUAACGGUAGUCUUUCAAGUAGGCAAUCUUCAUAUACAAUAAAUACACAACGAAGACAUUUAAACGCACAAUUUAAUUAUUUGAAUUCGGUUAUUUUGCCGCGAAUGAGCGUUGAGUCUUCUACACCUUCAACUUCCUCUUUAGGUGAAUACAUGAUAGCCGAGCAAGAGGAUGUCGUUAGUUCAGGUUUAACUUAUGUAGACGAUUACUGCACAGCCGAGGCUUUCGAAAGCCCAAGCAACUUCUUUGGGGAUCCUUCGUUACAUGGUUUGAACUCAAGUGAUACAGGAAACAUUUUUACCUCUGACAGAUCUCACAUAGGUGUCACAUCUGAUAGAUUGUCAGAUAAUUUAGAUGAUGAACCUCUGGGCGACUAUCAAAUGGCAUCAUUAUCAACUCGAACAAAUAAUGAUGUCCCUGCUUUUGGCAAUUUCCCUGACAUGAUUGAGUUGACAGAAAGGAGAUGACAGGACAGAAAUAGUGUCUCAGAAACAGAAAAUAAUCAUGUUAAAAUCUUCUGAUGCUUUAUUAAAGAUAUAGUAUGCUCACCAUUGAGUAAAAUAUUUUAAUAACAGAAAUUAAUUUAAAUCUAUGAAAUUCUUAAUGAAUAUGUCUAAUUUGAGUAAAAGAAUGAUUAAGCUAUGUAUGGGAAUCUGCGUUCCUUUUACAGGUCAAGUAAAGCUGGUCUUAUCUUUAAAAAAACUGCCAGUUUUUUUAAUGACACUAUAUAUUCAUUUUGUGGCUACCUAUAAUGUGUAGAAUUUUAAACAUAAUAAUUAUAUCUACGUCAAAACAUGUUUAGUUUAUAUUUUCAAAGAGACUGUACAGCAAUAUUUCUAAUAUCAAAUUUGAGCAUAGUAUAUCUUUGAAUAAAAGUAAAAUGUCUCACAAAAUAGGAUUUUUUUGGUCCAAUAAAAAACUAUACAAUGUAGAAACAAUGUAUACAAAUUUUUAUAAAUGACAGAGAUCUGUUUCGCAGUGAUACAGCACAGUAUUGGUUAACUAAAAACUGGUUCUUUGGUAGGGAUUAGUUUUGAUGUUGAAAUCGGACAUUUAAAGAGGAUAUUCAAUAUGUAAUGCGAUCCAUUUUUGAUUAAGAUUAGCUUUGAUUGAGUAGUUGAAAUACUAUUGAAUAUGUUUUGUGUUUGUCAGAAAUAUGAAAUGUUUGAUUGAUUGAUUGAUUGAUUAAUACAAGUAAUACGCUCUUUGUAAACAUUUGUGCAAAUAUCAUUACUGUUGAAGUAAGUGAGAAUUGCAGUUUUUUUUCCUUUCCACAACCUAAUGUUUAUGUGUUUUCUAUUCAGGAAAGGAAUGUUUUGCAAUUAUGAAAGAAAAACAAAGAUUAAAUAAAUUGAUAUGACAUUUCAACAUAGUUUGAAGAAUUUUUACUUUUAUAUUUAUCAUUAUUUCUGUAAUAUUAUGUACAUGUAUACCAAAUAUUAUGUAAAACUUCCUUUAGUUUUUCUUCCUCCUCAUAGCUGUUUAUAAAACAUUUUUAUAAGCCUUUUACUUUUACUUAAUGCACAAAACCUUCAGUUAAGUUUAUAAAAUAGAGAAAAUCAGAAACCCUACAUUUGAAUAUGAUAUAUAUGUAGAAGUCACAAUGUAUAUUUUCGAUUUAGCAUGAUUCUCAUACUUUCGUUGAUACCUUUAUAAAAGUCACUCAUAAAUUAACAUUUCAGUAAUAGUAGAUACGAUCUAGUGCAGUUUCAAUACGUUUCUGAAAUUGACCUAUCCUAGUCUGAUAUAAAAUAUUCACAUGCUUAACAUCAAUUUCAUUUAUUAUUAUUUAAUAAGUUCAUCGGAUCUGUUUGGAAACUUAGCUAAACAUGAAUAUUUUUAUUACUGUACAAUUAGUUUAUAAGUUGAUUGUCGUGUUCAAACUGAAAUUGGUGCAUAUUAAUUUUUAUAUAGUUUGUCGUGAAUUAAAAGUGUACAUAUAAAUAAAUUGUAAAUCAGUUUAUGUUCAAUGUCUU